AUGGCACGUGCGAAACGCUCACUCGAAGAAAUCGCCAAUAAAUCCGAUUCAGAUGAUGACGACUACAGCGAUCACCCGAUCCGUGAUAGCCGACGUUCAGCCUCCAAAUCGAAGUCGAAGAAAAAGGCUCGGCCUACAAAGAAAAGGGCGCGUCGCGAUUCCGACGACGAUAUUUUAGAAGACGACGAGAUUAGUGAGCUUGACUCGGUUUCGUUCGGAGAGUCUGAUGAGGAAGAGGAUGUGAACGCACCAAGAAAUGCGCGGGGUACGGUUGCACGAAGAGCCGCCACGAAGAGACCUAUAUACGACGAGGGCGAUUCAGAGAGUAUCGAGGACGAUGAAAACGACGACGAGGAAGAAGAAGUUGUGGCUCCAUCCCCGAAGAAGGUGGUGAAAUUGAAAGUGGGCGACGGCCUGAAGCGGCAGGCGAUGCAGGAAAUUUACUCUGGCGCUCGGCGGACGACGCGACGUACCCGUGACCCAUCCGAAGAUAUCUACGCUUUGACUAACUCCGGACGCCAUGCCCAAACAAUUCAAAGAGGUACCCAUAGCCCAGAAGCAGACCGGGGUCGCCGCUCAUCCCGUGGCUCGAAGCGGGCUCCCGAUGUUGACGAUAUCGAUGAGGUUGACGCCAAAAUGGAAGACCCGGAUGUCAUCGAAGAAACUUUAACCGAGAUCAAGGCUUCGCAAGUGGAGAUAUCGGAAAGCGCCCCAACCUCCUUCCAAGACGAUGGUGGACAAGGCGCAGCUGCCGAGGAUUCAGGCUUCGUUCCGGAGUCCGAGAAUGGUGAUGCGAAGGAAGAAGAUGACGAUGACGACGACGAUGAGGGCCCGACUACAAGGCGAAGAGCUCGGCCGAACCGCAGCCAGAUUACCGAAGAAGACACGACACAGCCUUUCGAUGAAGAGGAUACGGGACCACGCCGCUCAAGUCGUAAGAAGCCCAAGUCUUCGCAACGGAAAAACGACGAAGAAAGUGAUUUCGAGCCAGAGGAAGAGGAAUCUGCCGAUGAGGAUGAGCUGUCGCAGUCCGGCAAAUCUCAAGGUUCCCCGCGCAAAGCCAGCCAAGCCCAAGACGACGACUAUGAGAGCUCAACCGGCCGACGCCCAGGCCUCCGUAAAAGAGCCUCUCGAUCACGUGGGGAAUCCGAGGCUGCUGAUAUCGCAGAAGAAUUGGCGGAGGAGCUUCAUGAUCUUCGAGGAAACCGCCCGCGCCGCCGCGUACACCAAGAAAUUGUUUAUGAGAAGCCCCGACGCAGCCGAAAGGACGUUGAUUACCGCAUUAUCCGCCCCGACCUGGUCCUGCCAAUAGAGGAGGCGGAGAAUGAAGUCAACGAGUCUCCGUCGCGUAGGGGCCGUGGCGGGGGCGGAAGCACCUGGCAGCGUACACUGUUCCCAACCUAUGGGCCCUUUGGAGGCGGCGGGCCGUCUGCAAUUCUGGGGCCACCCGGAGCACAUGCUGCCACCGGCGGAGUUGAUAGCGAUAGCAGUGAUGACGAAGGAAUGCAACAUCCCAAAGGCUCAAUAUCAGGACCAGCUGGUGGCCCCUUACCCCUCCCUUUUGCGACCCAGGCGCAUGGUACCGACGCAGCUCAAGGCCAUUCUGGAACCCCAGCGAACCUUGGCCGCGUUAAAGACAAGCAGGCCCUAGCGGAUGCAGAUCCCCUUGGUGUUGACGUGACAGUCAACUUCGAUAGUGUAGGCGGUUUACAGGGCCACAUCGAUCAACUGAAGGAGAUGGUAUCUCUUCCGCUCCUGUAUCCAGAGAUCUUCCAACGCUUCCACAUCGUGCCACCACGUGGUGUUCUCUUCCAUGGACCUCCGGGUACAGGUAAGACCCUCCUAGCUAGGGCUCUGGCAAACAGUGUUAGCUCCGAGGGUCGCAAGGUCACAUUUUACAUGAGGAAGGGAGCCGACGCACUCAGUAAAUGGGUUGGGGAGGCCGAAAGGCAACUUCGCCUUCUGUUCGAAGAGGCUCGUAAAACCCAGCCAAGUAUUAUCUUCUUCGAUGAGAUCGAUGGAUUGGCCCCUGUCCGGUCAAGCAAGCAGGAACAAAUCCAUGCGUCCAUCGUUUCCACUCUCCUGGCGUUGAUGGAUGGCAUGGAUGGUCGUGGCCAAGUCAUUGUUAUUGGUGCUACGAAUCGCCCAGACUCUAUUGACCCUGCUCUUCGUCGCCCUGGUCGGUUCGAUAGGGAGUUUUACUUCCCACUGCCCAACAGCGAAGGACGCCGUUCUAUUUUGGAUAUCCACACGAAGGGCUGGGAUCCGCCGUUAGAAAACGUCAUCAAGGAUGAACUUGCAGAGAUCACGAAGGGGUAUGGUGGUGCAGAUUUGCGUGCUCUUUGCACUGAGGCCGCGUUGAACGCGGUGCAGAGAAGGUACCCCCAAAUCUACAAGUCUGACAAAAAACUUUUGAUUGAUCCGAAAACAAUUGAAGUCGCCCCCAAAGACUUCAUGUUGGCAAUCAAGAAAAUGGUCCCUUCGUCAGAGAGAUCUACGUCGUCUGGUGCCUCACAAUUACCUAAACCCAUCGAACCGUUAUUACGACACCCUCUGGUUGAGCUUAAGAGUAUCCUCUCCGAGAUUCUUCCCCAACGCAAGAGGCUUACAGCCUUGGAAGAAGCCCUGUUUGAAGAAUCAGGAGACCCCUCAAAUGGCUUCCAGCGCGAGCAAAUGCAACAGGAAUUCGAAAGGUCGCGGGUCUUUAGACCUAGGCUAUUGCUACGCGGUUCUCCUGGAAUGGGUCAACAAUACUUGGCAAGCGCCCUGUUGCACCACUUUGAAGGUCUGCACGUUCAGUCAUUUGAUCUUCCGACGUUACUUAGCGACUCAACACGGUCACCCGAAGCGGCAAUUAUCCAGCUUUUCGCCGAAGUCAAACGACAUAAGCCGAGUGUGAUCUAUAUCCCUGGCCUUCAAAAUUGGACCGAGACAGUUGGCCAAGCAGUGAUAUCUACGUUCCUAGGUCUUCUACGGUCUGUGCCUUCCACUGACCCUGUCCUACUACUUGGGGUUAUGGAGGCUGGCAUGGAAGAAGUAGACCCUAGGUUUGUGAGGAGUCUCUUUGGCUACUCGAAGCGAAACAUCUUUGAGCUCGCCGCACCAGACAAUGACGCGCGUUAUGAAUAUUUUUCCAAGCUCAUUGAUCUUAUCAAGGCCUCGCCUUCCCAGCUGCCUGACCCUGAUAAUCGGAAGAAGAGACAACUUGAAGAGUUAGAGGUGGCGCCGCCGCCGCCGCCGAAAGAGCAGACUCUUUCGAAAGAACAGCUCAAAGCUCAGAAGAAGAAGGACUAUCAGACUUUGAAUCUGUUGAAGAUUCGUAUCCAGCCCAUCAUGGACCAGAUCAAGAAAUACAAGCGCUUUAGGAGCGGAGUCAUCGAUGAGUCUCAGAUUCGCUAUUUAUGGGAAGAGGAUGACCCGAAUGUUGUGACGAGUGAUCUGCCGAUCGAACAGCGGACGACAUUCCGGCCAUUUGAGAAGGCGCACGAUAAACACGGCGUCCUGGGCCUCCGGGAGGCGGUAUCUGGCAAAUUUUUCUACAAUAUGGAGAUUGUAACCAUCGAGAAGCGCCUUUCUAACGGAUAUUACAAGCGUCCCAAGGACUUUUUAGCGGACAUUAAGCGAUUAGCGAAGGAUGCUCGGCAGCUUGGUAAUGAUCAGGAGCGUUUGCUCAGGGCGAAUGAACUUCUGUCCAAUGUUGAAGUGGAUAUCUCUACUAUCGAGCAGGCCGAGCCAGCGUUAGUGGCUGAGUGCGAAAAUGUUUAUCUUCGAGAGCUGGAGCGAGAGAAGGCUGCGCUAGAGAAGGCGAGAAAAUCUCAAGAGGAGGAAGGCAUUGCGGCUCGUGCAGGAAACAGGGUCCCUCAUGGCAAUACAGACUCAGACCCGUCGAGCGGCCCCGUGGUACUCGGUGCUUCUUUCCCUGAUCUUGCUCCUCAAAUCCCUCCUAAUCGGCCGGUCACGCCUACACGACAGUCGAAUGUCAGCUUCAUGACUAAUGGAUAUCACCGGGGCGAUGGGUCGGAUUUGAACGAUUCGCACCCGAAUAACGGCUCACGUGAAUCUCACCCUGAUGGAGAUGGGGACGUUUACAUGACCAACUCUGAUCAAUCUGCAGGACAGGAUACGCAGGUAAGCUCGUUUGGGCCUUCUGCGCAACCUAAACCGGCCUAUUCCAUGACUGCUCCCUCUCAACAGGUGCGGCGAGAGUCCGGCCUUUCAAGCUUCUCACAGAAGGGGCCCAUGACCCCCAUGGCUCCGGGAUCCCAACCGGGAGACUAUACCAAUGAAGCCUCCACCACACAAACGACGUCAGAUAAGAAGUCGUCCGAUCAGUCUUCGCAUCCACAGCCUUACACUCAGAGCCCUAUCGUCGCUCACGGAGGACGGCACGACUACCCUGAUCUCACCCAGUAUCCCGAUCGUGUGCCGCAAGAGGAGCUCCCGGAUACCCAACAAGGGGAUAGUAGCCAACCAUCCCCUCAAUCUCGCGAAUCCCAACUUGUGCAGGUGGAUGGGCCGGGUGUUAGUCAGUCGCAACCAAAGUUACAACCCCCUGUACCUCUCUUCGACGGUACUUCUAGACAGCCGACCGCCCUGCAAUCCCUGCUCAAUGACCAUGAUGAAUCGCCGAAAGUAAUCAUCGACCACGAUUACGUCCGAAAUCUACAUAAAGAGAUGGCCCAGCGCACGAGCGGUUGCUCCGUCGAACAGCUAGAGCAGAUUAACACUGCGCUGAUGGAUUUCCUCUGGCACACGCGCAGUGAUUGGAACCGCAGCAAGGUGGCUGCUGGGAUUCAAAACACGUUCAACGACGUCCUCGAAGACAUGCAAGCUGUACAGGAGAUUGGACCGAUUAGUCAAAAGACGAAAGAGCAGCUUGGAUCGCUUUAUUAG
Molecule: messenger RNA, 4893 nt
Organism: Aspergillus versicolor CBS 583.65
Lineage: Eukaryota; Fungi; Ascomycota; Eurotiomycetes; Eurotiales; Aspergillaceae
Product: chromatin segregase YTA7
Exons: 2
Coding region: 1-4893 (1630 amino acids)
Biological process (GO): positive regulation of transcription by RNA polymerase II
Cellular component (GO): nucleus
Molecular function (GO): chromatin binding; histone binding; ATP binding
Source: RefSeq, a predicted model, not a curated record